AAACUGAUUUUGAUAUUAGCUUCCCUUGUGAGUGACCCAACGGAUUUUGAAAUUUCUCUAUCCUUAACCCUCCUCUCUCCUUGAGACACACAUACCACAAAGCUGAUUGAUUGUUCUUUUCACUCAACAGUUUUUUUUUUCUCUCUCUCUCUCUCCAAAAAAACUCUUGUACUGAGCUCAGGGCUGGGUGGAGGUGGUUGGCAUUGCACAGAACAAGAGAGAAAAAAAUAAAGAAAACCCAAUUUCUUGUUCUUGUUUUUAUUGCUCUGUUUUCCCUUACAAAUUCAGUCUACCCUCUCUUUUCGGACCCAUUUUGGCUUGUUUUUGUGACUCAACUGGCUUUACGUGAAAGAAGAAGGAGACCCAUCAGAAGGAAGAGAGGGGAAAAGGAAAAGCUGGGUUCUGUGUGAAGUGAUUCGCCUCUCAUUCAUUCAUUGCACCACACAGCAACGAGAGCUGGCUUCUGUCUUGUCACUGCCUCGAUGCUAUUUUGUUUGGACGUUAGAAGUGAACCAUGUUGUUGUCUGAACUAUCUUUUUUCUGAAUUCCCCUCAAAUCCCUGUUGAGAGAGAGAGCCAUUUUUUCUGAUGAUUUGAUAGCUCAGAGGAAGUGGCUAUCUAAAAACCAAUAGAGAAAUCAACUCUCCAUCCAUGUCUUUGAGCAGCAGUGGCGAUACCUGCUUCUUGGGGUGUGAGAAUUGACUUAUAGAGUGUAGAAAUUUCAACGCGGUAAUGAGUCGAGAGCAGAAGCGGGGGAAGCAGGACAAGGGUUCUGAUGAUGUCCAGAAGGUGAUUGUUGCUGUGAAGGCUUCCAAAGAAAUUCCUAAAACUGCAUUGGUUUGGGCGUUGACUCAUGUUGUUCAUAUUGGAGAUUGCAUAACUCUGCUUGUUGUUGUCCCUUCCCAAACCUCUGGUAGAAAAUUCUGGGGUUUUCCAAGAUUUUCCGGUGACUGUGCCAGCGGUCAAAAGAAAGCUCACUCUGGGACAACCUCGGAGCUGAAAUAUGAUAUUAGUGAUACCUGCUCGCAGAUGAUCCUGCAGCUUCAUGAUGUUUAUGAUCCAAAUAAGAUAAAUGUGAAAAUUAAAAUUGUUUCUGGGUCACCUAGUGGGGCUGUAACUGCAGAGGCUAAGAGAGUUCAUGCUUCCUGGGUUGUAUUAGACAAACAGCUCAAACAUGAGGAGAAAUGCUGCAUGGAAGAGUUGCAAUGCAACAUUGUGGUAAUGAAGCGAUCUCAGCCUAAAGUUCUUCGCUUGAACUUGGUUGGGUCUCGAAAAAAGGAACCAGAAGUGCCAUCUUCCUUACCUUUUGAUAUAGAUGAAGGGUCUGAAAGCCAUCACAAAGAACAUAAUGAUCCUCUGGAUUUUAUCCGAGGACCGGUUGUGACCCCCAGUAGCAGUCCAGAGUUGGGCACGCCUUUUACUGCGACUGAAGCUGGAACGUCGUCGGUGUCGAGCUCUGAUCCUGGAACUUCACCAUUUUUCAACUCUGAAAUGAAUGGAGAUAUAAAGAAAGAGGAAUUGUUUGUUAUCAAGGAAAAUAAAGAAGUAGAUGCAGCUAGUUCAGACUUAGAUAUUGAAAAUUUAUCUGUAUCUUCAGGGAGCUUAAGAUUCCAACCAUGGAUGACAGAAUUUCUAAGUUCUUCUCAUCUUCAAUCCUCACAACACAGAACUGGAAGGUCACAGAGAUUUGAUGAUAUGAACCAAAUGUCAACAAGAAAAGCUUUUCAACCAAAGUUUUCGAAACUUGAUCGAGAAGCUCGAAUUGAAAUGUCAAGCCAUAGAAGUGACAAUGAUUAUCAUGGGGACGUUCGAGAUGCAGUUUCGUUAUCCAGGAACUCGCCACCAGGACCCCCUCCAUUAUGUUCAAUAUGUCAACACAAGGCACCAGUUUUUGGGAAGCCUCCAAGGUGGUACAGCUACGCUGAGCUUGAGCUCGCUACAGGUGGAUUUUCACAAGCCAACUUUCUUGCAGAAGGGGGAUAUGGAUCUGUUCACAGAGGGGUACUCCCGGACGGUCAGGUGGUUGCUGUCAAGCAGCACAAACUAGCUAGCUCUCAGGGAGACCAUGAAUUUUGUUCAGAGGUCGAAGUUCUUAGCUGUGCACAACAUCGAAACGUUGUGAUGUUGAUUGGCUUUUGUAUAGAGGAGAAAAAAAGGUUACUGGUUUAUGAGUACAUCUGCAAUGGCUCAUUGGAUUCUCAUUUAUAUGGACGCCAACAAGAGCCAUUAGGAUGGACUGCACGGCAGAAAAUUGCUGUGGGAGCAGCGAGGGGGCUACGAUAUCUCCAUGAAGAAUGUAGAGUAGGUUGCAUUGUUCACCGGGAUAUGCGGCCGAACAACAUUCUUAUCACCCAUGAUUUUGAACCACUGGUUGGAGAUUUUGGCCUUGCGAGGUGGCAGCCUGAUGGCGAUACCGGCGUUGAGACAAGAGUUAUUGGAACAUUUGGGUACUUGGCUCCGGAGUAUGCUCAAAGUGGCCAAAUCACAGAGAAAGCUGAUGUUUAUUCCUUUGGGGUAGUACUGGUGGAGCUAAUCACCGGAAGAAAAGCUGUGGACCUUGGUCGGCCGAAAGGUCAACAGUGUCUCACUGAAUGGGCACGCCCCCUGUUGGAUGAACUUGUGAUUGAUGAACUGAUUGAUCCGAGGUUGGGGAAUAGCUUCACGGAGCAUGAGGUGUACUGCAUGGUGCACGCCGCAUCGUUAUGCAUCCGAAGGGAUCCUAACGCCAGGCCUCGUAUGUCACAGGUUUUACGGAUUCUGGAGGGCGACCUCGUCGUGGAUGCUAAUUACUCGUCAACUCCGGGAUACGAUGUGGGAAAUCGGAGUGGACGGAUGUGGACGGAGCAGCAGCAGCAAAACUACAGUGGCUCCUUAUCAGAAGAGCCCAUAGAGAGGUUCAAUGAAAAGGUGUGUGUUGAGAGUUUAAGACCAAGUUACUGGGAAAGGGACAAGACAAGGAGGACUUCAAGUGAAUUGUAAAAAAGUGGCUAAGGAUUCUUAGAAUAUAUACAAUACUGCACCCUUUUAUAUACUGAAUUUGUACUUCCCCGAUUCAUUGUUUUGGGCAAUUCUUUUUUUCUUCACUAAAAGCUUCUUUUUUGUGUAAGUUCUGUAGGAAAGUUGUGUAAAGGUAAAACCUGUAUGAAGGUGAUCUCCUAACUUCACAUUUGAAUAUGCCUUUUACUUUCUUGCCA
This is a messenger RNA of Cucurbita pepo subsp. pepo (vegetable marrow), 3193 nucleotides long. Its product is annotated as inactive protein kinase SELMODRAFT_444075. The record is from RefSeq and is a predicted model, not a curated record. Gene Ontology annotation, molecular function: ATP binding; protein kinase activity. Gene Ontology annotation, biological process: protein phosphorylation. NCBI's taxonomy places the organism in Eukaryota, Viridiplantae, Streptophyta, Magnoliopsida, Cucurbitales, Cucurbitaceae.